GAGAGAGAGAGAGUGAAAGCGUGAGGAGUGGAAUUGAUGAGAAACGCCAUGGAAAGGGUUAAGAGGAAAGAGAUGAUGAUCAGAAAAAGAGGAUACGAUACGAGAUCUAAGAAACGAUACUUGAGCAAUCUUCCUCCGGAGUUAAAAAGAGAGAUCCUCCUCAGAUUGCAGUCGAAAUGCGUAGCCAGGCUCAUCUUAGUUUCUAGGGAUUGGCCAUCGAUUGUUCGCGACAAAGGUUUCAUCGACUCGUACCUUAAUCGAUCUUCUUCGUCGACAGGCCCGCGUCUUCUCUUCACAGUCUGCAAUCCUGAGAAGCAGUUCUUUCUCUCCUGCCCUCAGGACGAUCCUUCUUCCGAUCAUCAUCGGGUAAGCAUCGCUCCUCCGAAUCCAAACCCUGAUCAUCGUUAUAAGUUUUCUCCUCCCGUCCGUGGCUUGAUCUGCUGUCAGAAUCAAAGUAGAGUUUUGAUUGGAAACCCUAGCACGGGUCAGUUCGUUACUCUACCCAGAGUCAAAACUUGGAGAAAAGGCAUAUUUAGCUUUUUUGGGUAUGAUCCGGUUAAUGAUGUAUACAAAGUGUUGUGCAUGACGGUGAUACAUGCACCACCAGAUCGCGAAUCGCAGCUUUUGUCUGAGGAACACCAGAUUAUCACUCUGGGAGCUAAAAAAGCAGCGUGGAGGAUGAUCAAGUGCCAGCAUCCCCAUCGUCCUCCUUGUCGAACUAAAGGGCUAUGCAUGAAUGGGUUUAUAUAUUACUUUGCUUGGAUCCACGAAAAGCAAGGAUGUCUCAUCAGCUUUGAUCUGAGUUCUGAAGAGUUUAAUGUCAUCAAGCUACCUGAGGAUGUCCGACUCAAGGAGGCUUGUGAAGUUGUGAACUACGGCGGAAAGAUAGCUCUAGCGACGGCGUUAGUUUUCCGUGGUAAGCUUGACCUGUUGGUUCUACAAGAUGCCAUCAAACAAGAAUGGUUAAAAGUUCCUGUCGUGGUUCCGGAAGAGUUACUGGGGAACCUUUUUUGGUUCAAGGGUGGAACUUGUGACAAUGAGCUCGUCUUUGCACCUUACGAGUCCUUGACGCCUUCCUUUACGCCUUCGUCUUCAUUCUUCUUUGUUUGCUACAAUCCCAAAGAUAAGACUUCCAAAAAGGUUCUAAUUGAAGGACUUGGAGAUCAAUGUUCUUCUGAGAUUGAAGCUUUUCUCAAUUACACAGAGAGCCCCUCGCUUUUGACAAAUAGAGAAUAGCUGAUGCUUCAUUGGAAUCUGAAUAUCACAACAUACAGUAAGUGAUUUGGUGUUUGAGCAUACAAGACUCUUGUCUCUGUAACCAAAAUUUGAAAAAGACAUGGCUGUCUAGAAGAGAAAGUAAAACU
Messenger RNA from Eutrema salsugineum, 1364 nucleotides. Its product is annotated as F-box/kelch-repeat protein At3g04660. Bases 37 to 1236 code for a protein of 399 amino acids. NCBI's taxonomy places the organism in Eukaryota, Viridiplantae, Streptophyta, Magnoliopsida, Brassicales, Brassicaceae. Gene Ontology annotation, molecular function: protein binding. The record is from RefSeq and is a predicted model, not a curated record. The transcript has 2 exons.